Molecule: messenger RNA, 1804 nt
Organism: Somion occarium
Lineage: Eukaryota; Fungi; Basidiomycota; Agaricomycetes; Polyporales; Cerrenaceae
Source: the annotation of a GenBank genome assembly
AUACUGUUGCAUAGCGUACCAUAAGACAUCUCUACCGACCACAGCACUUGCACGCCUAGCAACCCAACCGUCAGUGCAGGCAGUUGUAUCCAUUUAGGGCCCAGGAUUCUCGACACUCCAGCUAAAUGCGAAGCAUUGUGGUCAUCUCCUCCAUCUUCAACUAGUGGAAGCGCCGCGAAACCACCAGUCAUUAGUCUCUAGAUGAUUAGCCAGGACAAGAAAGCCAGAAAUAAGACUCCAGUUAGUUAUGUAGCCAGAAGUAGACACUGGGUAGACAGGGGAAUGAAUUCAACGACGUGGUCGCUGGCAGUCGCGAUGAGCAAGAUUGCUUGAAGCGUGUCAUAUUUGGCCAUAACAUCUGCAACGGUUAAAUAAUCCAUUAACCACAACUGUAAUUGAACGUGUCAAUCAAGAGAACGUUCCGACAUGGCCAGCUUGAUCGCUAUCCUGGACCUCAAAGGCAAACCACUCAUUCAACGUUCAUACCGAGAUGAUGUACCUCCAUCAUAUGUCGAGAGAUUCUUGCCCAUUGUGCUCGAUUUGGAGGAGGAGGGACAACAGGUUACGCCUUGCUUCUCUAGGGAGGGAGUGAACUACAUGCACAUCCGACACUCGAAUCUUUACCUCCUUGCGAUGUCGAAACGCAACACCAAUGCUGCGGAGAUUAUCCUCUUCCUACACCGCUUUGUCCAAGUCCUCGUCGAGUACUUCAAGGAACUGGAGGAGGAAUCCAUCCGUGACAACUUUGUCAUUAUUUACGAACUUAUGGACGAAAUGAUGGACUUUGGAUACCCUCAAACGACCGAAAGCAAGAUCCUCCAAGAAUACAUUACACAAGAAUCUUACAAACUCGAAGCACAAGUACGACCACCCAUUGCCGUCACGAAUGCGGUGUCAUGGCGUUCGGAAGGUAUUCGAUACCGGAAGAACGAAGUAUUCUUGGACGUUAUUGAAAGUGUCAAUCUCUUGGUAAACGCAAAUGGUAACGUCGUCAGGUCAGAAAUUCUAGGCGCGGUCAAGAUGAAAUGCUAUUUGUCGGGUAUGCCUGAACUUCGGUUAGGCUUGAAUGACAAGGUCAUGUUCGAAAGCACUGGACGAACUGCUCGAGGGAAGGCAAUCGAGAUGGAGGAUGUCAAGUUCCACCAAUGUGUUCGUCUAUCACGGUUCGAGAACGACCGUACCAUUUCGUUCAUCCCUCCAGAUGGCGAAUUCGAACUCAUGUCAUACCGACUUUCAACUCCUGUCAAACCUCUUGUUUGGGUAGAAGCCGCCGUUGAACACCACAAAGGUAGUAGGGUAGAGUACAUGGUCAAAGUCAAAGCACAGUUCAAGCGACGAAGUUCCGCAAACAACGUCGAGAUCUACGUACCUGUACCAGACGACGCUGAUACGCCCAAGUUCAGGGCUGCAACUGGAACUGUACAAUACGCACCAGAUAAGUCUGCCUUUGUCUGGAAAAUCAAACAGCUUGGAGGCGGUCGAGAAUUUCUUAUGCGAGCACACUUCGGUCUUCCAAGCGUGCGAGGGGAACACGACAGUAUGGAUAAACGAGCACCAAUCACUGUCAAGUUCGAGAUCCCUUACUUCACCGUCUCCGGCAUCCAAGUCCGAUACCUCAAGAUCGUCGAAAAGAGUGGUUACCAAGCCCUACCUUGGGUCCGGUACAUCACGCAAAAUGGUGACGACUAUAGUUUGCGGACAGCGCAUGAGAAGGGUAGUGCACCCAUCGCACCGAUAUGAUGUGGAGAUGACUAUUUUGUCUGUAUUUCUUUUUAUUAUCUGGAGUAUACUAUUCGCUGGCGAC